Rhipicephalus microplus (southern cattle tick) is the source of this 8279-nucleotide messenger RNA. RefSeq lists its product as uncharacterized. Gene Ontology annotation, cellular component: nuclear RNA-directed RNA polymerase complex. The record is from RefSeq and is a predicted model, not a curated record. Gene Ontology annotation, biological process: siRNA processing. Gene Ontology annotation, molecular function: RNA-directed RNA polymerase activity. Lineage: Eukaryota; Metazoa; Arthropoda; Arachnida; Ixodida; Ixodidae.
GGUGGGACAACCGUUGCCGACUGUUCUGUGGCUGGUAGGUGGUCUGUGACAGUCCGUUCUCGGCUCUUGCCAACGUGAUAACGGAGUUCGGCGACCGACUCGUGCCACGGUGGACGCCACCUUUCCUUCCUCCGUGGCGAACGCAGACAACGGCCAUGAAGACGUGGUGAAACCAGUGCGACUCGUCAAACGAACAAGGGCGCCAUGUCUGAUGGGUCGUGCCGACUGGCCGUGACCUGCCUUAGCAGUGGCAUCAAUCCCUCGAGUGCCCUGCUUCGGCGCCUGUUUGACCUUCCCACAACAGUCCGCAAGUCGGACAUCCUUGGCUCGACUAACGAGGACAGCUGCUACGAGGAUGCCGUUUCCAACUAUCAUGUGGACUUUACUCCCACCAAGAGUUACGACGAUACGAUUGAAGUCAUCAUCAACAACUGGAAGGAUCCCAAGGAGGUGAAGCUCCUGUGCAGUGCCGUUCCUGGAUGGUGGCUAUCAUGGCCCAGGCUAGUGGAGUCGACCAUAAAUGAACAUUACGACCUAAAAAUUUCAAACUUUUCUCUUGGAUCUUUCGUGGGCAUGGGAACAUUUGUAGAGCACUACUGUUCAUCGCCCAGGGAGCCGGACGAACCAGUGAAGGCAAAGGCCAAACAGUCUAACCAGAGUCGGGCAUCUUCUUCCAACAAGAAACCCCGAUAUCGCAUAACACAAUGCAUGGCCCACUUUGCGCACUACCGCCAAAGGCUGUACGUCUACUUUGUCGACGUCAAGGAACCGCUGACUAAGCAGGAACAGAACGGCGAAACGCAUGCCCGGCACCGGUUUAUCAUCGAGUACUCCUCCGUGCGGCACGUGGUCGUGUCCAAGAACCCUGAUGGCGAGGACAACGACUGGGUGGUGUACCUGCACCUCAUCCACCCGCCCCUUCUCUACAGGGUCCACGAGACCCACUGCCCCGAAAACAAGGACCAGGACGACGAGUGCGACCCGCGCAAGCCCAAAUAUGUAGAGCAGUACGAAGUUGACGAAAGGACGAGGUGGGUCCGCACGGUGGACUUUGGCAAGCAAAAGACCAAGUGCGGCAGUGGAACGCUGGGCUUGUGUCGGGUCAUGGCUCUGAGGUUUGCAUCCGCGGGUGACCGCAUCGAGGAAGCACUUGCGGCCUUGGGCAUGCUGAGUACGACAACGAAUCUGUAUUACGGUGCAGUGGAGCUUAAGGCGAGGCAGUGCAAAGGCAUUGGGGAAGCCGAUAAGGAGCUGCAAGUGGAGGGCUUGCCAUUUGGCUGCAGAUUUGCUCUGGCUGCCGUUUGGAGAUCGUCGGCACAGGUGGUUGACGAAUUACUAAUUAACGGCACCAAGGCACAAGUUGUAGAAGCAUUGAAACGGAUGGCUUCGGAGGACCCUGAAGCUUUGGAGGAAGCACUCUAUGCACUGCAGCAGUCGCUGGACAAGGGCCGGUUCGUCUCGUUUCAGGUAGGCCUGGAGGCACUGUACAAACGAUUCCAUUCGAUGCGCCGGAGUUCCGGCAAUCUGACUGGCGGUGUGCUGGGGCAGGAGCUUCCGGAGCACGUCUGCCUGGUGCGGCGAGCGGUGCUGACACCGACACGUCUCUUGCCGUUGCCACCUCAGCCAAUCAGCACGAGUCGCAUUCUUCACCACUUCGAGCCCGAGCAUGCGCUUCGCCUGCUGAUACGUGACGAAGAUGGCAGCAAGAUGUCCUACUCGUUGGGCAUCCAGCGCUCUCAUUUUCUCUUUACCCUCACACGUCCCAGGCUGCUCGAAGGCUUCACGAUCGCCGGCCGCAAGUUCGUGUUCUUGGCAUCUUCCACGAGUCAGCUUCGCAGCCAUGGCGCGUGGUUCUACUCAGUCGAUUCACAAGGCCGUUCGGCGGACGAUGUGAGAGGUGCUCUGGGCGACCUGUCGCAUCUUCACUUGCCUUCAAAAUACAUGGCACGGUUGGGGCUGGCGUUCUCACAGUCGUUGGGAAGGAUUCGGGUCCCUCUCAGCUGCACCGAGGUGGUGCCCGAUAUUGAGUGUGAUGGGCCGAAGAGGAAUCUGCACUACGUCUUCUCCGACGGUGUAGGACGCAUCUCUACAGCUCUGCUUGCCAAGGUCCACGAAGCUCUUCCACGCGAGUGUCGGCCAAGUGCCAUUCAGAUUCGAUACGGAGGAUGCAAAGGCAUGCUGGUUGAAGACCCGACGCUGGAAGGGGACCGCAUCAUUUUCCGGAAGAGCAUGUACAAACAUUCCUCUGACAGCGAGGACCUCUUCAUCCUCAAGACCAGCCGGCCCCGCUCUGUUAAGCUCAACCGGCCAAUGAUCACGAUCUUGAGCCAGAAGAAGACCCGCGGAAAUCUGCGCAGCAUCGACGACUCGGUAUUCCUCAAGAUGCAGCAGGACUGUCUUGCUCCUUACACAGACAGCCUCUUCGAGGACGCGGCAGCGGCGCGCCUGUUACAUGAGGAGUGUGCGUUGCGGCUUCCUUACAAGGAGCUGGCGAGAGCAGGGCUGGAUCUGCAUGCAGAGCCCUUUUUCCGCUCCCUCCUCUGGACCUUGCACCAGCGGUGUCUCCAGCAGCUGCGAGAGAAGGCAAGCAUUGCGGUGCCUCCCGACUAUGGCCGCACGAUGUUUGGCGUCAUGGACGAGACCGGCACAUUGCAGUAUGGACAAGUGUUUGUCCAGUAUUCGCGGGACUUCGCACGCUACUCGCCCGAAGAUGAGUACGUUGUGCUCAAAGGCCCUGUGAUUGUGACCAAGAACCCCUGCGUGCAUGCUGGCGACAUCCGCAAGCUGGAAGCCGUAGAUGUUCCGGCACUGCACCACAUCCGUGACUGCAUUGUCUUUCCUUCUAUUGGUAAACGGCCUCACCCCAACGAGAUGGCCGGUUCUGACUUGGAUGGAGAUGAGUACUCGGUCAUCUGGUAUGAACCACUCAUCUUUCACAGGAAUGAUUCUCCGAUGGACUUCUAUAGUGAUGAAGCUGUGGAAAAUGAGGGCCCUGUAAAGGUGGAAGACAUGGUCGACUUUCUAUGCAAGUACAUAGAACACGACGUUAUAGGCCUCAUCAGCAAUGCACACCUUGCGUGGGCUGACUGGCUGCGCGAAGGGGUCUAUUCGAACAUGUGCCGGACGCUGGCUCAUAAAGUGUCGCGUGCCGUCGACUUCGCUAAACUCGGACGACCCGUGUCUCUGUCCAUGAGCGAGAAGCCCGCUGCCUACCCAGACUUCAUGCAGAAGCACUGUGAGAAGGACACAUACCUGUCCCGCCAUGCGCUCGGUAAACUUUACCGCGAGCUGGGCGGCAUGGUCCUGGACAGCGUGGGGCCCGUGGGCGAUGUGAAACCGGACUGUCGGCUCGUCAUCGAGGGACACGAGGCACACAUGGAGGUCGCCAGGCAAGCUCUGGCUAAGUAUCGGCUCCGGAUCAGGUCGCUUCUAGCCACAUACGGCAUCCAGUCUGAAAUACAGGCGCUGUCCGGUGCCGUGAUGACCAUGGAUCCCCGCAUCUCGGAGAAGCACGACUACACCGACGUGGCUGUGGUUGUGGAAUACCAGGUGAAGCACAUCAUGGAGCGGGCACGUGACGAAUUCCUCGAAGGUCUGGGCACAGACUACAAGGAAGCGAAGCGCCGUGCGUCUGCAUGGUACUGCUGUGCCUAUGAACAAGGUGCCCAAGCUGAAGGAUUUGCCUGGUGCGUGGCGAACGAGCUCAUGGACAUUCUACAAUGUGCAGCUCCGACCAAUGGACUAACGAGGGGAAGCAUACGAGAUCGCGUGACCCAUGCCUUGCUUCCAAGGAAAGACCAGGCGAAUGUCACUUUCAAGACUGCACUCUUUAACAAUGCUCUGAAGCUUCUCAUACGUUGGGUCAGGGGCAACAAGCAAUACCUGUGGAACACCGACAUAGACGCGGCGGCGAGUUACCUGAGACGUGUAUCGAGUGUGUUGAAGAAAACCAUAGCACAGCUUGAAGAGAACUUCGGACUCGCGCGAGUUCAAAAGCAGCCCAGCUUGGUUCUUGUGAACGUGCUCAAGAACCUGGUGCUUUGUGUGAAGCCUAAAAGUGAGAAGCUUGAGUUUUUCUUGGCGGACCUGGCUGAGCGGACACUCUUACGGCUCCUCUACCCCAGCAAGGCGGUGGAAGGCGACAUUCCUCUGGAGUCGGUGACACCAGUGGGACCGACGCAAACACAGGUCGUGCUUCUCCCACUGAGGGACGACGAUGACUUUUUUCUGGCGGUGGUGCGGCAGGAAAAGCGGUUCCGGAGCUUUUACAGCUCUGGAUGCAACUUCAGAAGGUGGCGAUUAUGACCUGGAAGGAUGCCAGAGGCGACUGGUUUUUCAAACUUAUGGUCACUGGGAGCCCGUGGGCACUUGACACUUUAAAGAAGACUAUAAUCCACGAGAGAUUCCAGGACGAGCUCAAAAGAAUUCUUCUGAAAGAAGGGGAGAAUCCAGGCAAUGGUACAGUUGAGGAAAAGGUGUGUUGAAUGUAAGGCAGGAUGGCGUUUCGCAGCAAGGUAAACUUUGUGCCGUGAAACUUUUGAUAAAAAUGUGCAGUGCCAUCAAAAUGGAUACAUUUGGCAAGGGAACUUACGAUGCUAAGUCACUAAUCGAUCAGCUGUUCCAUGCUGACUUGAAGAGAAUUCGUUAGUAUAAAAUCGAUAUCGUGAUGUGAUACGAUGUUUAACUAGUUGAUGAAUUUCUUGGUGGGACCGAUGCUUUCUGCAGUAUAGCUCGGAAUAGCUGGUUGUGUGGAGCUUUAAUAUAUUUGUUUGCAUAGCUUGUAAAGCAUUGCGCGGAAACUGUAAGUUGUGGUAAAGUCAACCAUUUGCUGUUUGCCAAGUCAAGCUUUGUCCUGCAGUGGACGUAGUCAGGCUGAUGAUGAUGAUGAUUAUGAUGAUGAGGUCAAGCUCGGCUUUAAAAGAAAUGACGACAGUAGACCAUUAUUCACGCAGCAUUGUAAGGAAUCUAAUUGAUAGCACAAGAGCAAAACGAGACGUGGUGCUAUGUGCCAUCUUGCACCAUAUGUGCAGUUUUUCGUGCUGUUGCCUUAACUAAGCUUAACAUACAAAGAGGUUAAUAUCAUAAAGGCAAGCUGGCCUAAGAAAUGUCAGGUUGUAUGUGUCAUUUUGUUCAACUAGGCAACUUUGUGUGAGGUCUACUACAAGCAAGUGUAAAAGUUUUCAACCAUAUAAAAGAAAACAUGGUGGAAUAAAAUGGGCGAGUUCUUGUCAGGAUUUUUAUUUCUAACUCUCUUGGUGCUUUAAAUAUUCUCAUUUUUAGUGUAUUUGCAAAAAAGAAAAAAGUGCUCAAGGUCACGAGGCGCACAUGACGUAUUUCCUUUAUCCCUGCCAUCCCUCCCCGCUUAGCUUCCAGCGCUUUCAUCAGGACGAGAGAAGAAAAAAUUCAAUGGUAGCAUGCGACAUAUCUUGGCAACUCCUCUUGCACUGGAGGGAUUCUUAAAAUUUUUGCGGUGUUGAAUUCGUGAAGCAAUAAGCUCUUCCAGUGAAUUCGUUCCAUGGUUACUUGAAAAAGUGUUUCAGGGCCCCUUUAAGUGGAACAGGUGCCAUAAUGUAAGUGUUGGAUGCGCUAGCGAUGGGUUUCAAUUGAAAGAAUGAGCAUUUAUGUGCUCAUUAAAAGUGAAUUAAAAUAUAUUUUAAAUGUUUGCUGUAUUGAGCCGUUCAUGUGAAGUGUCCUUGCAUACAAAGGAAAUUCACAACAGGCUUGAUAUAGCCUCAAAAUAUAUUUGCACCACUCCUUCCACAAGACUUUACUCUGUAUAGAGACUUUACAUUAAUGGUUUUUGUAGAAAUUUGGAAGGACUGCUCAGAAAGAUUGUAAUGGUUUCGAUAUCAAAUUUGAGAACAUCACAGUGAUGCAGAAAGGGUAAAACAACUAGCAACUCCUACUUCACUGGUGAAACUUGUCCCUGGUUUCUUAAAAUAUACGAAAAUGGGGUUGUCUCUUUUCCUUGCAACAAGUAGCUCAUUAAUAAAUUUUUUUAACGAGGAGGGGAAUUUCUCUCGCUGUCAAAUCGGUUGUCAAGCUGAGCCUCCUAGCGUCUCUCAUAAUCAUAUGGUGGUUUUAGGACGUUAAUCCCCACACAUCAAUCAAGCUGAGCCUCGUUGUGUUAUGUUACGCUCAAGUAGCUUCUGCAUUGGCAAACAGCCUUGUUCUUCACAUUCAAGUCUUGCUGGAACCUUGCUUUGCUUUGUGCAGGAAUUUGCUCAAGAAUUGGUAAAUGUAAUAACCAUCCAUCCGCAGAAGAUUGGUGUGAAAUUUCGUGUACUCUAGGGAGUGUGCGAACUCCACAAGAUCAGAAGCAUUUCACAAAACCUUUACACAUGCUGUCCUGACACUGUUCAGUGAGAACAUUUUCAUGCUUAAUGUAAGCUUAAUAUCAUUUAUAAUGCACUCUUCUGAACAUAUACACAUGAGUGAUGUAUCAUUAAAGCCUUGUGCAAGUCAGGAAUAAAAAUUAUGGUGCCAUAUAAAAGUUCCUACAUCCUCACCACUACAACAUUUGAAAAGUCGGCUAUCCAAGUCAGCCUAAGCGCAAAUUUCAAAUUUUCUCAAUGGUGAAGUAAUGGGAGCACAAUCGGGGUUUUAAUAAACCUGGCGUUCUAUUUUUCACAACACCGUUGCGUGCCUUAAGUGAUCAGCUGUGCCUGAAUAUGUAGUCUUGAUCUCAUAGAAUGUCCGUCAUGUGUGUGUCGAAAAAAACUAUACAUAAAUAAAUUCCCAAACUUCCCUCGAAAACUCUGUAGCAAAAAAUUGAUGCGUACUCAACUCGGCCUUAAAGCUGUCUCUGAAAGCCAAACUGCUGACAGUGUGUGCUGCCAUGUGCGAUUUUGAAGAUCAAAGCACAAGUUAUUCUUGCCGCAUUAAACAUACUCUUGAAAGUUGAGUUUGCUAGGUGCGGUGCUAUGUAGGCACGGCUAUGUGCACAGGCUUUUCUUCGCAUUGUACAAUGAGGACAUGCUUCAUGUCUGCACAGGUGCACCUACGUAGUGAUUCAAUGCUCGGGCGAUGGUGGAAUAUAUUGUCGAAGUUGGCAAAUAGCGUGUUCUCAUGUUACAGUUGUGCUAAAUGUGGCAUUGCCAAAGUGACGGUAUCUAACUUUCUCCGUGGCACUACGCUCCAUACAAGAAACCAGCUUAUGGAAGUGAUGUGAUAAAGAUGCCAGUUCAUGCGAUGAAUGUUUAGUACGAAAUAUUUUUGUACAUUGCUAUGUUUAAGCAGCGUUACUGCAAUAUAUGCUUAAGCGAACGCAUUUGCAUCUUGCAAAAUGAGCCUACUUUUUUUUUAUAUGUGCACUUUGCUAUGGCUGAAAUGCUACAUAAAAGUGGAAAUGAAGCCCCACUUUUGCGCAGCAUUUCUGCAGGUGUGCUUCUGAUUUCAACACUGCCAUUUUGGUGUACGGUUUUAACAAGAUGAGCCAUGUAUUGUGACACUGUCAUACCUCUGUCAGUGAUACUUCUACACAACAAAAUAAGCUUCACGAGUCUUGAAAAGGCUUACGUAUGAAAUGAUGAUACUUAUAGCGCGAGAACAGAACAACUACAAAGAGACAAGGACACUAAGGAUGCUUGUGUCCUUCGUGUCCUUGUCUCUUUGUCGUCGUUCUGUUCUAACGCUAUAACUAUCGUCACGUCAUACCAACUAGCCGAAACUGCCACCCUUCUAAGUUACGUAUGAACUUUUCUGAUCCUUUGACUGCUGUGUUUUUGAUCCUGUAUUUGAUCUCGUGAAUCCUUUCUACUUGGGGGCACCCACAAUAAGCGAGUUCUUUGGGGGGAGUCUAGGAGGCGAGAAAUUUAUAUGUUUCGAUUGUAUUUGCUCUUGCAGGGGCAAAGGGGGACAGGUGAAAAUAUUAAGGGGGGCUUCAGCCCCCCGCCCCUUGUACUUCUCACUGGUGCCACCCCUGUCGCGCCAUUUUUGCUUUUGAGUGAGUUGCGUUUCACGGCAUUGAAUGCCUACUGGCAUACUCUGUUGCAUUGUUGAAAUGUUAGGCACAACAUUUGCCAAAUGUGCAAAACCUUUGUUGGGGCUAAAAGCUCUUGAUAUGCUCACUGCUGACUUUGUUUCCUUGCUUUUUGCUGUUGCAUUUGUGUUGCCUAAGAUUCCGGUAGGAAGUUACUUAUUAUUUGAGAUAAAGGUAAUACAUUGCCUUGUGACUGACAACAUGACAUACCGUACAUGAGUCAACUGCACAAAAACUCAUUCCUUUGUGACGCAAUUUUUGAAGCAAUAAAGUUUGUUGCUGUUUUUGGAAAUUUUCA